CAACGGAAAGAAUAAACUACUGUAAAUGCGGAAGAAGAAGAAGACGAGACUAUUGUCUAAUUAUUUUACCGAUUAAAGUGUGUGAAAAAAAAAGCGCAUCUGUCAAACUUCAGUGUGGAAAAAGAUCAAGAACUGAACUGAAGAUGGACAAAACUGGACAAAAUCCAGAGAAGCAGCUUGUCUGUGCAGAGGCUCAGGCUGGAGCGUCCAACUGGGAGGAGUUCACACCUGAAGUAACACAGGGGUUUGGAUUCAUUGCAUACAAGUUCAGCUGUCCCCGUCCGGGUUCGUUCCAUUGUAGUCAGACUGGAUUGGUGUUUGUUGUGGAUGGAGAGGCGACCCUUCAGUACAGGACUGUCUAUUGGGAUGUGAACCUCCUGGAGUCAUCUGGUUCGGGGGCUGCAGGGCCAUUGUUGAAUAUCGAGUGUCCAGAAGACGCUGUUCGUCAGCUCCACUUCCCACACUGUGAGACAGAACCCGUUCAACGCUCUAAGAAGUGGCUGUGUGUCGUCAACAUCACCGACGAUGGAAUGAGUUUCAUUAAGCCGCUAGACAUCACCAGUUCUCAUGUGGUCAUCAACGUCUGCAGUCUGUCUAAGUAUGGUCUUCUGGAGAGGAGUAUUCAGUACACCAGAUCAGUCAGAUGCCGAGUCCUGCUGCUCCUCGCACCAGUCAACUACAGAACGCGGUCGCAGAACCUGUUCGUGUUAAUGCUGCCGUGUAACGUCGUUCUGGAUGCGGUGAAAUCUCAACAUAUGACUGACAUAGUCAUUGAAACCCCCACCCCAUUAGAUCUGAUCCGAGAGCGGAAGUACAACGUUCUGUGUCCUGAAGGCAAUUUGAUCCAGCCUCAGGAAGACGAUUUCGACUUGGACUUUGGGCCAAAUUAUCACCCGAUGUUUCAAGUCCGCCUGGUACCAAACACUGAAAGAGUGACUUUAACCAUCCAAGAGGAAAAAAAGAAGAAUGUGUGGGAGCAGACAAUAGAUCUGACUGGUUCUGGUCUGUUGUAAAGUCCAGAGAAGAAGCUGGAGUAAAGGCCAGUUCAGCCAUGAUCGCUGCUGUCAGCUGAAGCUGUUGUGACUCCAGAUGUCCAACACACUCGGUCCAACACACAAAUGAAAAUAAUCAAGAAAACACACCCUGAUCAGUCUGUCUCAUAUUUUUUAGCCAGAUUAAUUUUGAAAUGAUUCUGAUUUUUUUUAAAUCUCUUUUGUAUUCAUAUUUUUUUUAUUGAGUGAAGCUUCCAAAGCUUUUCAGAAUAAAGGUUGUUGUGACGAUAUACUACAAUUUAAUACACUGUAGCCGGUAAGUACCACCUUAAAUAUUAGGCAUCAGAUAUCAUAUGCUUGUGCUAAUACUUGUAGAGACUCUACUUUUCUUUACAUUCAGACUGUUUUUUUCCAGGUGCUUUAAAAUUGAUGUACAAAUUAGUGAGUUGUUACAUAAAAGAAUAAAUAAAAACAUAAGUGUU
Sphaeramia orbicularis (orbiculate cardinalfish) is the source of this 1474-nucleotide messenger RNA. Its product is annotated as NACHT, LRR and PYD domains-containing protein 1-like. NCBI's taxonomy places the organism in Eukaryota, Metazoa, Chordata, Actinopteri, Kurtiformes, Apogonidae. The transcript is spliced from 9 exons. The coding region runs from base 144 to 1013 and encodes 289 amino acids. The record is from RefSeq and is a predicted model, not a curated record.